Lachnellula hyalina is the source of this 507-nucleotide messenger RNA. RefSeq names its product Pyridoxal phosphate homeostasis protein (gene SPAC644.09). The annotation marks the transcript as partial. Gene Ontology annotation, cellular component: intracellular anatomical structure. The transcript has a single exon. Lineage: Eukaryota; Fungi; Ascomycota; Leotiomycetes; Helotiales; Lachnaceae. The record is from RefSeq and is a predicted model, not a curated record. Gene Ontology annotation, molecular function: pyridoxal phosphate binding.
CCAAACCUCCACACAGUCUCCUCAGUCGACUCCUCCAAAAAAGCAACCCAGUUAAACCUCGGCCGCUCUACCUUCCCCGCCUCGCCCCCCCUACACAUCCACAUCCAACUCAACACGUCCGGCGAAGCCUCGAAAUCCGGCGUCGCCCCCGGCCCUGACACCAGCUCGCUAGCCCGACACAUCGUGAACGAAUGUCCGCAUCUCAAGCUCGCGGGCCUCAUGACCAUCGGCGCUAUUGCGAGGAGUAAGGCGACGGGGGAGGGGGAGGAGAAUGAGGAUUUUAGGGUCUUGAAAGAAGAGAGGGAUAGGCUGGUAGAGGAACUGGGGUUGGGACGGGGAAGGGAGGGGGAAGGCGGAUUGGAGUUGAGUAUGGGUAUGAGUGAGGAUUUUGAGGGCGCGAUUGCUAUGGGGAGUGAUGAGGUCAGGGUUGGGAGUACGAUUUUUGGGACGAGGCCUGCGAAGGAGGAUUUUAAGGUUAGUGGGGAGGGGAAGGAGGAGAAGGCGUAG